Molecule: messenger RNA, 1741 nt
Organism: Penicillium crustosum
Lineage: Eukaryota; Fungi; Ascomycota; Eurotiomycetes; Eurotiales; Aspergillaceae
Product: rRNA 2'-O-methyltransferase fibrillarin-like protein
Exons: 6
Coding region: 44-1741 (565 amino acids)
Biological process (GO): box C/D sno(s)RNA 3'-end processing; rRNA methylation
Cellular component (GO): box C/D methylation guide snoRNP complex; small-subunit processome
Molecular function (GO): RNA binding; histone H2AQ104 methyltransferase activity; rRNA methyltransferase activity
Source: RefSeq, a predicted model, not a curated record
CCCAGCUAUGCGCUAACUUCCUCUCUCUCUUUUCCCUGAUAGAAUGCGGUCUGCCAAAGCGGUCGUUUCAGAAAAACUCGCACGCCUCGGCUCUACCAAUAUGUCGUACAGCACAGGAAGCGGGAUUCAGCGCCCACCGCAUACCAUCACCUCACUACGGCGUUGGUCUAUUGUGAACAAGGAGUUGCCGGCUGUUUCUCAAAUUCGCGCAAUUCACGUCUACGAUUUCGAUAACACCUUAUUUCUAAGUCCCCUACCAAAUCCUCAGUUAUGGCAUGGCUCCUCAAUCGGUUUCCUUCAGACCAAUGAUAGUUUCGCAACUGGAGGAUGGUGGCACGACCCCAACAUUCUCGCCGCUACAGGAAAAGGCAUCGAGAUAGAAGAGCCUCGCAAAUGGGAAGGCUGGUGGAAUGAGCAAAUUCUUAGUUUGGUUAGGAAUAGCAUGGAGCAGAAAGAUGCGCUCACGGUGUUGCUGACCGGUCGAAGUGAGGCCGGAUUUUCAGAGAUCAUCAAGCGGAUGGUCGCCAGUCAAAGUCUGGAAUUUGAUCUGAUUGGUCUCAAGCCCGAAGUUGGUCCAAAUGGUCAACGGUUUGCGACGACGAUGAACUUCAAACAGAACUUCCUUGAGGAUCUUGUUUUCACUUACGAGCAGGCUGCGGAAAUCCGCGUCUACGAGGACCGUGUCAGGCAUGUGAAAGGGUUCCGAGACUUCUUUGAGGGUCUGAACAGAGACCUUCAAAGUGGACCUUCUAGUGAACGCAUGCCCAUCCUUGCCGAAGUCAUCCAGGUAACUGAGGGCUGCACAUACCUCGAUCCCGUAACUGAGACUGCUGAGGUGCAGCGCAUGGUCAAUGCCCACAACCUCACACUGCGCAACCCUGCCUUGAACGUAACCAAGAGCCGCUGUGGACGGAUGUAUAUCAAGCGAGUUGUGUUCUACACGGGAUAUCUGCAUGACGCAGAAUUUGCUGGCUCCAUUACUCCCCCAGGGCUUGCUGAAUCAAAUGACCUGAAGUACAUGGCUAACAGCAUCCUAAUUACCCCACGCCCAGCGCCCCGUUCAAUCCUCGACAAGGUUGGAGGCAUGGGGAAGAAACUAAAGUGGCAGGUUACCGGAACCGGGAACCUGGAGAACAAGAUAUGGGCGGCCCGCGUGGCGCCUAUCCCAGCAACAGAAGCAUAUCACACUGAGAACCCACUGCCAAUUGUAGUACUGGCUGUUCGGAAAGGCGCUCGUCUCAUCGAUGCAGGGAAGAUCCAAAACUGGCACCCCAUUCCGGCGGACAGGGCCAUGACGUUUGACACUGUGGUCGGCGAGAAGGUUGUCCUACGAGUUGAAGACACCGGAGAACACCGCCAAGGCGAACAAUCCUUGAACAGGAGUCAAAAGAGACGCUUCCAGCAGGAGGACGAAAAUGUCGUCUGGCCGCCCAGUCAAAACACCGGCUUUGAGGGCCCAUCUCAUUCCCGCGGCAACUACUCCUCUCAGCGCGGCGGAGGUGAUGGGCGUCAGCAAUAUGAUGAUAGUUCGCGAGGAAGAGGAGCCCAUCGUGGUCGUGGCAGAGGUUCCGGACGUGGGCGCGGUAACAACACCCGAGGCCGUGGCCGAGGCCGUGGUCGAGGUGAAUACUACCAGUACAGGUCGCUGGAUGACCAUAGCAAUGGAUAUGACGGUGCAUAUGAUGGCAAGGGAGGACAAAAUGGUGGAGUUGGAAGAGGGGGUUACUCCAUGGACUAUUGA